AUGGAUGAACAUUCAACCCAUAUCCACAAUCUUUUAUUAAAUUCGCUUUCGGCCGCUCAGGAUGUUCGAAAGGAGGCGGAGAAAAAACUGCAGGAAUACUCGCAUCACGAUGGAUUCCUUUCUGUGCUUCUGGGGUUGAUCUUCUUUAAAAAUGCCAUCAUCAAGGCAUUUCCAUCGUAUCCGGCGUAUCAAGAGAAGAAGCCCGAUGUUGCGUGUUCGCUUAGCGCGAGUGAAGUCCAAUACAUUAGAGCCAAUAUCACGCAGGCUUACGUUUCAUGCAGCUCCAACCAUAGAAAGCUUCUUCUCCCGUGUUUUUCCAAAUUGAUCCAGGAAGAUUUCUUGACCUCAUGGCCAGAGCUGUUGCCGCAGCUUUUCCAUUCAUUGCAAUCGGUGUCGGAUUUGCAUUACCUGAUGGGCAUCAUUGAUGUCCUGCGUGUUGCGAUUGAUGCCGAAAAUACGUCGUCAAAGUCGCAGAAUCAUCCCAUUUUCCUUACGGGCUUCCCAUUGCUGCUGAAUUAUGUGCUGCCUAAAGAUCUGCAAGCAGAAUCUGCCAUCGAUCCAUGGAUCAGCAUUUGCGUUCACAUCUUACUGAUGCCCAUUCCAAACACAGAGUCUAUUUACCAUCCAGACCAAACCGAACUGUGUCCAUUCUUCAGCAUGAAAAAGUGGGCGCUACACAUCACCAUUCGUAUGUCAUCGCGUUAUGGAUUGGACGAGCAAAACAAAUUUCGCACCAAAACUUAUUCCCACUUUUCGUCUCUUUAUAUGUCCAAGUUUGCCAUCCCCACUUUGGAUGUGAUUCUGUCUCUUAUUGAGGGCGUUUGCUCAAACAAGCCAGAACUAUCUUUGCCCCCAAGACUGGUCACCCUCAUUUGCGACUAUUUGGAUUCUGCCCUUCUUUCAAAUAAGCUCUGGAAGCGAAUUAAGCUGCAUAUCGAGCCGAUCAUGAAGCUAUUCAUAUUUCCAAGACUGUGCUACACCGAAGAGGAUGAGCGAAUCUGGGCCGAAGAUCCAUACGAAUACAUCCAUAAAAGAUUGGAUCCCUUUGAAGACUUGGAAAGCGUUUCAUGGGCUGCUUCCAACUUGCUCGGCACCAUGGUUAAAAAGAGAAAAAAGUCGGUUUUCCUUUCGUUGUUGAAAUUCAUCAACGAAAUUUUUGUCGGGUUUUCUACCUCGACAUCUCCUUAUUAUAAUAACGUUCGUGCAAAUGAAGGAGCCCUGAUGGUGGUCGGAACCAUAUCAUCCACAAUCUUGGCUGCUCCCGAGCUUAAAGGGCAAACAGAGUCGCUUAUCAUGAGUGCAGUGCUGCCAGACAUGAGUUCGGACUCGCCAUUUUUGCGGGCCAGAGCAUGCUGGGUCAUUCAAAACUAUGAGGAUCUUCGAUACUCUACAAUCGACAAUGUGCUGGCAAUCUUUCAGGGCAUUCUUCGGUGCCUUGGCGAUGUUGCCCCAGAAAAUCUCCCCAUACGUAUACAGGCAGCAUUGGCGUUGGGAAUCUUUUUGCAAUUUGAAGAGGUUACGCCCCUGAUGACGGCAAACCUUGCACCGAUUGUGCAAAACCUACUGGACCUUACCAACCAAAGCGAUAUAGACUCGCUCUCCUAUGUGCUUGAAAAGUUGGUUUCCUUAUAUUCGGUGGAGCUGACUCCGUUUUCACUGCAGCUUACUCAGCAGCUUUGCUUGACCCUUAUGCGUCUCAUCAGCCAUCCAAAGGUCAUUCAAUCGUUUUCGGUCAGCGAAGAGUCGCCUGCCACCGGCUCUAUCGAUGAGAACGACGAAGAAUUCAACAUCGUUACCGACAAAACGAUGACUGCAAUGGGGCUGCUCAAAACGAUAACCACCCUUGUGGUUUCGCUAACCGAGCAAAUGGAGGCCUUUUUUUACGAGCCAAUUUCGCAUGUGCUGCGUUACAAAAUAUCGGAUCUGUAUGAAGACAUUUUAGAGCUGAUUGACUCGGUUACUUUUGCACGCAAGGCAAUUUCUCAGCAAAUGUGGACCACCGUUUUCCCGGUGUUGUACGAAUACUAUCUCAAUGGCACGAUGGGCGAAUAUUUGGGCGAUCUGCUUCCUUGCUUCGACAACAUCAUCUCAUAUGGGCAUGCUUUGGUUUCCAGCAACCUGCAAAUACAAGCAAUGUUCACCUCCAUCAUCGAUAAGGCCAUGAAAAGCACCGAGUAUGAAGAUGACGAUCGCAUCUGCGGAUGCCAAAUCAUGGAGUCCAUGCUGCUGUGCUGCAGAGGAUCUAUUGACCAGUUGAUUCCAGGGUUUAUUAGCAUUUCGUUAGAAAACUUUCGCAAAUACAAGAGCAAACGCAGCAUCGUUCAUCAUAUGGAGGUGAUUCUCAACUGCAUCAUCUACGACACCAUGCUGACUUUGAACGUAUUUUCUGCAAACUCGGCAGCACUCCCAUCCCUGAUAGACAUUCUUUCGUACAUUUGUGCAAGCAAAGCAGCAUUCAAUAGAGUCCACGACAAACGACUUGUUGUCAUUGCCAUGAACCAGCUUUUACGAUGCAAUGUAGACCUUUCGCCAAUUUUCCCGCUUAUCUUUACCCUGCUCCAGGAUGCAUUCGAAACGCUCCCAAAAAGCCUGGAAAAUAGACGCUUAUUGGAGCACCAUGCAGAAAAUGGCGAUGAUGAUUCCAACGAGGAAGAAUACUAUUCCGAUUCGUAUGAGGAUAAGGAGCUGUCCGACGACGACGAAGCGCAUUCCCAGUUUUCCCAGGAAAAGGAGCUGCAAGCGGAGCCCCCAGAAGAGAACGUAGACGAUGCACAUGAGGAUUCGGAAUGGGAAGAGAGCGAUCUUGAAGAAGAGCUUUACUACGAAACGCCGCUGGACGGUGUCAAUUUGUACGAUGUAGCGGUUUCCACCAUUUCAGGUAUUCGUGGCGUUUGGAUUGACUUUAGAAUUGCCCGGACUAAACUCCUUGAACCAACUAGCCUGGAGCUGUUUUCAAUUUCGCCUUUGUGCUCCGUAAAAUCCGGCGCCUCUGUGAAUUGUCAAUUGAUAUCAUUUAGUCCACAUUUGCAUACAACUCACACAGAGGUGAUUUCACACAUCCUACCAGAUCCGGAGGAGUACAUGGCUCGUACCAAUUGGAUAGACACCGCUAUCCCAAAGGAAAAGAUCCCGGCGAUAUUUCUGAGGCUAACGCCGUCAAGUGCUGGACCCGAAGGCGACCUUGUACUUGGACCAGACGACAUCCCCUUUGAUGAACAUACGGGACCCGCUGGUGAUAAUGAUUGUGAUGAUGAUGGUGAUGCAAAUCCUGCUAGCCAGGAAAAUAUGCCAGGGAGCGACCCGGCACAGGCAGUCAUCAUUGCACUGUAUCCAGAUGGUUCUUAUCCCAAAGACAAACCGCAAAGAUAUUUCUCUGCGGAGUCUAUCAAAAAAAUACUGGCCCUUUUCCCACGUGUAAAAUGUCUGCUGACAGAUGCCCCUUCUAUGGAUAGGGCAUGCAACGGUGGAAUCCUUGCGAGCCAUGAGGCGUUUUGGGCCGGGCGCCAGGACAGAACAAUAACGGAGCUGUGUCAUCUCCAGAGUCUGCCCUUUGCAAGCGGCACUAGAGGCAUGCUCCAAAUCCAGGUACUGCCCAUUUAUGACGGAGCUGACGCAGUGCCAACCCGUCCACUUUUUCACUGCAAAUAA
Molecule: messenger RNA, 3648 nt
Organism: Mitosporidium daphniae
Lineage: Eukaryota; Fungi; Microsporidia
Exons: 6
Coding region: 1-3648 (1215 amino acids)
Biological process (GO): protein import into nucleus
Cellular component (GO): cytosol; nuclear envelope
Molecular function (GO): arylformamidase activity
Source: RefSeq, a predicted model, not a curated record